AUGUCCCGCAUACCAUACUUUUCCAACGAGCUUUCUCCCUGGCCGCGCAUACAUCUUGGCGAAGUACCUUCGAAUGCUACCGCCGUCGACCAGCAGGCGACUUUUCCGCGACUCCGUCGUGGCUCUAGUCAGCGAUCUGGUAGUACUCCGAGCUCCAUCAGGCUUAGAGGACGAGCCAGUAGCGACGCAGGCCCUGUUCCGGCAAAAUCGCAAGUCCGUGGCCGAAGUACGAGCUUUGGGUCCACCCAAGAGUACGAAGACGUCUACCGUUCAGCACCUGUACAGCGAUUUGAUCGCAAGGUUAGCUACCGCAAAGUCCAGGAGCUUCUGACGCUAAGAAAGCAAAAGCUGAAAGAAGCAGAGCGCAAAGGAGACGAGGUUGAAGUCUUUAGACUCAAGAAUUUGAACCUCUUUGACGACAUUGAAGGGCUCAAAAUCGAAGAUGAUGAGCCAAAAGAGGUUAAAUUUUGCGGGAAUACCACCGGACAACCCGAUCACCACGACUCCACAUCGCAUGUUGAUGUUUUUGACUUUGGCUUCACUCCCCGACCAAAGUCGGUGAGUCAGGGGCACACGCCCACACUCUGCUGGCAUCUGAAGCUCCAAUACACACAAGGUCUGACAGUGCCUGAUGAGUUCUCCCAAUGCGACAUCCAUCCUACACCCAGCCCAUGCGCCUUCUCAAGUUCGAGCUUAACACUCCAGUCGGCGUCGCCAAGCUCGCUCAGCUCCGGAUCCAGACGUUCUUUGCGCCACACGAAGGUCUCAUCUAUCGGCUCCUCCACGCUCAGAGACUCUUCAGAACCCUCUUCACCCGCCACGUGGUCAUCGAAAGCAAUCGUUUCGGAGCCAACGUCACCCAUAAAGGAUCCCUCAAUCGCACUGAACUCGUCAGAGCCAUCGUUUCCCGCAGAGGAUUCUCCAAGCGCACCCAACCCCGACGAGGAAGAUUCAUUCUUAUACAUCGCCAAAUACAUUAAGAAGCAUGCUCAGGGCGAUAGGCAAUUUAAAGAGGCUAGACAGUCAAGACCCCAAGCCUCCAGUGCCGAUGCUAGACGCUCGAUCCAUAUCCGAUGCACUUGCACAAACCACAAUUGCCGCACCUACCUCCGUGGCCCCCCAAGCAAGCACUGCCGCUUCUGCAAGCUACCCAGACAGCAACCCGCAAUCGCUGCCGCGGUAGACCGCAUCGAGGAAAUGAAGAGGUCAGUCCUAGCGCAAGGAGAUGCAGGAUCGUCAGCGGAGGAGCCAUCAGAAGCCGACGAGUUUCGGAAGUUCGAGGCUUUCCAGGAAGAAAUGAAGCUAGUGGAGAUGUACAAUGCGGAGACGGAGAAGAGAUGUAGGAGCGGUCUUUGGUGGGAAGGAUGGCUCAUUGUGCAGGAUUUGAAUAGGCAGGGAAUUGCUGGAUCGAAGCCUUUUGUUUAUGAAAGGGACGGUUAG
Letharia columbiana is the source of this 1440-nucleotide messenger RNA. RefSeq lists its product as uncharacterized. The record is from RefSeq and is a predicted model, not a curated record. The transcript has a single exon. The coding region runs from base 1 to 1440 and encodes 479 amino acids. Lineage: Eukaryota; Fungi; Ascomycota; Lecanoromycetes; Lecanorales; Parmeliaceae.